AUGGCGGGUGUUGAGACAGGGCAAGAACCAAUGGAUUCCAUUUAUUCACAGGAAGUGCCCGAGGAUAAACCUUGGUGGCAAAGAACUCUCAUGAAUGAUGAGAAAGUCCGAUUAGGAACUUGGGAUGGAGUGUUUGCUACGGUAAUGGUAAACAUCUUUGGUAUAAUCAUUUUUCUGCGUAUGGGAUGGAUUGUUGGAACAGCUGGAGUGGAUCAAGCUAUCUUUCAAUUGGCCAUUUGCACAACACUUUCCAUGAUAACCGUCUUCUCAGCUAUUGGUAUAAUUGAACGAUGUCAGAUUAAGGGAGGAGGUGUGUAUUCGUUGAUUGCCCAUGUGUUGGGAAGCCGUAUUGGUGGGGCUGUAGCCAUAAUCUAUACUCUGGGACAGGCUGUAGCGACAGCAUUGGUAGCCGUAGGUCUGGGUGAAUCAUUGGCACACUUUUUUGGAACAGAAAGUAAAGUCUUCGUGAAGUUCAUAGCCAUCGUCACAUUGGCAGCUUUAACCGGAAUUAAUGCGGCUGGUGUGCUAUGGGUUGUUCGUUUACAACUUCUCAUGUUAUUCUGUCUGGCAAUGGCAGUGUUGGAUUUUGGCUUAGGAUUUCUAUUCACAUCAGAUGAAGAGCAUGGUGUAUAUCGUGUUUCAUCUGCACGUCUUCAACUGAAUAGUCAACCUCAUUAUGAUGCUGUUAAUUGCACAAACAUCGGCAUUGAUCGACAAAUACCUUCUCAGACAUUCUUUACCGUCUUUGGUGUGUUCUUUGCAAACUUCUUGGGAAUCUUAGCAGGAGUGAACAUGAGCGGAGAUCUGAAAGAACCAAAGAAGAGCAUCCCCCUGGGAGAGUUAUCAGCUGUAGCUGUUAGCUCGUUCAUCUGCUUCAUUAUGAUUCUGAUAUUGGGAUCAGUAGCUGAUCGAUAUUACCUUCUAUGCGAUUAUUUGAUUGAGGAGAAAGUGUCGUUGACGAAGAUGUUCUUCUUACUUGGACUCUAUCUGUGUUCAUUGUCUUCAACCAUUGGUAGCUUGUUAGGAACGCCAAGGGUUCUACAAGGAAUUGCUUCUGAAGGAAUUAUCCCAGCUCUUAAUCCAUUAGCUCAAGCUUCCGGAACAAACUCAAAUCCAAUUGUGGCUUCUAUCGUACUAAUGACAGUCGCUUCACUCUUUGUUUUAUUAGCUGAUCUCAACAAGUUGGCCAUUCUCUCAACUAUGCCAUUCCUAUUAACUUAUGCGUACGUUAACUAUGCCUAUGUUUCAUUAGCUAUGUCUUACGAUAUAGUUCAUUAUGAACAACAAAUGUCAGCAAAAGCUACUGAUGGUUCUAACUAUGGUUCAACUAGUGCAGAAGCCAAUUCCGAUUUGAAUCAGCUAUUCCCAGAAAGAACGGAAACAACCUUAACCAAUGAUGAUCAAAACAUCAUAACUCAGCCAACGAGUUGGUAUUCCAUGUUCAGUAAUCGAUACGUAUCCUUCAUGGGGUUCGUCGCCAAUAUCGUACUGAUCAUUAUGAUCGACAAAACAAUGGCUUUCAUCCAUUUCUCUCUUCUAUUCAUCCUCUAUCUGUACAUCGGAGUUGUCUCACCUCAUUCAUCACCUGGCAUCUCCAUGUUUACUAUUCCUAAAAUGAUUCGAACCAUAUUUGUAAAUGCUGAGCCAACACCUCAAACAGAUAUUCUGAAUAGAAAUGCGCCAGAUCUUGAUUUGUCCACCACAGCUGUUAAUCAAGUCAAUGAUGAUUAUUAUGAUCGAAAGCCAUAUCAUGCCAUUGAACAACUUCCCAAUCGAUUAAAUUAA
Messenger RNA from Auanema sp. JU1783, 1785 nucleotides. NCBI's taxonomy places the organism in Eukaryota, Metazoa, Nematoda, Chromadorea, Rhabditida, Rhabditidae. The record is from the annotation of a GenBank genome assembly.